Messenger RNA from Blastomyces dermatitidis ER-3, 4484 nucleotides. RefSeq lists its product as uncharacterized. The record is from RefSeq and is a predicted model, not a curated record. Bases 187 to 2157 code for a protein of 656 amino acids. Lineage: Eukaryota; Fungi; Ascomycota; Eurotiomycetes; Onygenales; Ajellomycetaceae. The transcript has 3 exons.
GGACAAUUAGUCAUCCGGGGGAUACGAUACGCAGCCAUGAGAGCUGAGCCUCAAUCCAACCUGUGCUCAAUUGACCGAGUGUGCAGAUAAUGUUGGAGCAGAGAUACACAAAUAGAGUAUCUCCGGAGACUUGCCGCUGCUUAACAAUGGUCAAUGACUGAGCGUGGCACCGCGCUAUGAUCCAAUAUGCAUGUGCGCGCCUCCUCCCUGUUGCUGUGGUUUUGCUCCUCCACCUUCGCACUCUCCCAUGUCAUUCCACACGGAAGGAGAUCUUUCGACGAUGAUGAAUAUACAGGCAAUGAUGAUCUUGUGCAGACAUGGUCAGAUAGUGACGAUAGCACUUCUGUGAGGUUCGCGUCUCUAUGUGACAAUUGCUUUGGCUCCAUUGAUAUUAGCUAUAUAUUUGAGAUUCGCAUCUCCAGCACACAAUUUGCCUGUGGGGAGACAAAUGUCACCCUCAAUCAUCGGGACCUGGACCUCGUAUGGCAUGGCGACAAUGGGAUCGGUUCCGGAAUUUUCCCUGCUAACAUGACCAGCGGAUAUCAAACCCAUGAAUUGUCUCUCAACUACCUCGGGUUUUGCAUAUCUAGCCCUCAAGGUGUUGGAGCGCAAUACACUGCCCAAAUACUCACAGUGACUUUCCAGCCAACAAAUCAGAUAACGGACAAUGAUCGUACGUCGGGAUUCGCGGUUUCGUUCAACUCAGUUGGAGCUCCCCGGAUAUACCAUCUAGUGGCAUCUCCUAUUGAAAUUUCAGACGAGAAUGCAUUUGACUCAUGGGUAGACCCUCUUGACCCUUUCAAUUUACCGAUCUCUACGGACAAAACCGCGAGCAGCGACUACAUUCUGUACGAUGACCUUAAAACCUUACAUUCCCUUAAAGCCCAGGCCCAGGAGCUGCAGGAGAAGAUUAAAUCCAAAGAACAAGAAAUCCGAAAGCAUCUACUCCAGGACUGUAAAUCCAUGGCAAUGCGGCUUAAAGAGUGCACAAGUUUAUCUUGUUUCAUCAGGACCUCAUUCGAAAUAGUUCCGGACGCAUUUCGCCUUGUAAAGCACCAAUUUGGCCCACUCCCGUCUUCUCUCUCAGGCAGUCCAUGUCGCCCACCUCCAGAUGCCUCAUAUCAAGCCCCUUCCUCCCAAGACACAGGAUCACCUUCCAACAACCUGAAUCCGAACGCGCUCUCAACACCGCAAUCCACUCCGUCUCCAAAUCCCUCUAGCUCUACUUCCACUCCUCAAUCCACCACCAUCCCAACACACCUGACCAACUCUCCCCCUUCUAACUACUAUGACGAUCUCCCCAACUGUCACGAUCAACAUCCACCUAACCAAAACUUUCCCCCUAAGUGUCGCCAUGUCCUACAUGGCCAUAAUAUCCCUAAUAGUCACGAUAUUUCUGUUCGAAACCCUUCCAUCCUGCUAAAGGACCUUGCAAUAAUCCUUCUAAUCGCCUCUCUUUUUGUCGUCCUCAUAAAACACUGCCGCAACUCCCCCUCCUGGCUGCGGCGACGUGUCGAUAUCGCUACCCGUCGCGAGGAACGCCGUACGCGGAAUGCGUACCUAAAUGCCGCGCGCAGAUAUAGAUGGCGUCAGUGGUGGAACAAUCGUUUUGGGCGGGGCAGGGGACGGGAAGUGGAAGCUUCGAGACAUUCGCAGCAGGGGCGGCAGCAGGAACGGAACAUGCUUAUAAGGGUUAAUGAGGAGUGUGGGAACGGAGGCGGUAAUUCUAGUAAUAUGACAGCAGUGCGCGAAGAGGGAGCUACAGGAGCAGGAGAAGGAGGAGGAGAAGCCAUUCAAGCAGAGAUUCUCGGAUUCCGUAGGGUUCUCGAGUUCGUGGGCGAACUUGUCCGGCCAGAUUACAUGCAUUUUAACUAUGACGACGACAAUAACAACCGCAGUAGCGAUAAUUCGCGCCGUCGAGGAACUGGUAAUCAAGGGACCGGGAGCUAUCAAAGCGAUAUUUCCCAAUUACCCUACCCCGCCACAGCUCCCGGUGUUGGUGUUGGUCGCUCGUCGACGCCAGCGCCAUCGUCGGUUGCGCCGUUGACUACCACCAUCUAUUCGCCGCGGACAAGCACAGUGUUGAGCAUCGAAACGGAUUCCUCACUUACAUUGGAUAGUUUGGAUCCCGAGACGGCGACGAUGUUCAGUGGGUAGCUGUACAGAUUUAAGAAAGAGAAAGCAAGGGGUUUCCUGGAUAUAACGAUUUUUAUAUACUUCAUUUUAUUUAUUGAUGUAUUACUUUGCUGCCGGUCUUUCAGACGUAGCUUUUAUUCCGCCCCAUUGAAAAGAGAGGGCUGGAUGGAGAGCCAAAGUUCAACUCUGCCUUUACUUCGCUUCCCUUCACUUCCCCUUUACGUUCUUGGUAUAUCCCAUUUCCUACUAAUAUGGAGUUCUAACAUUAGCCCUAGUUUGGUUUCUGGUUGGGACUACCUAGGUAUCUAUUCACUUCCUAGGUUUGUCCUGGUAAUAAGGGGGGGUGUUGUCCUUUUCCCUACGGCUGUAUUUCAUGUUUUCUUCUAGCCCCUACCUCUGAUUUUUCCCCCGUUUCCCCUCUUAUUUUAAACCAACUACUUUUUUUAUCUCUUCCCUUUUGCGAUCACCCUCUUGUAUACGUCCCACUGAUCUGGAUGCCAUAUAUCUUAAUGUUUGACUUGUUCAUACUUAAUAGAAAGUCGUAUACUCCGUACGUUAGCCGAACUCCUCCAGCAACUCAAAACGGAGUAAAAGCCCGACGCCGUAUCUCACUGCAAAUGCCAUCACAUAUUCCAAGUACGGUGUAGAUGACAAAUGAUAUGCGUUAGUUGCAUCUUCUGCACCUCACGUUGUCUAUUUGAUUCUGUAUAUUGCGUAUGUAUCGGGCUACUCCACCUUCACAAACGCUACCAUUUCACUCUACUCCUUGGCAUAACUGUCUCCUCCCCCAACAAUUGCUGUUCCCCAGUAGCUUUAACAGAAAGCAAGAAAGUCGUCCUAUUAUUAGAACUUAACUGCCGUUGAGCUCAAUUUCUGCAGUUGAUAGACAACUAGUUACAUGUACAAAUAUAACAUGCGCCCGCGGUAUGAUGGAUGCAGAUAAAAAUGAAAUAAAACAAAAAGGAAAAAGAAGAAGCAAGAACAACUCCGACUACCCUCCAAACAUUCCACGAACUAUAACUCAUCAAUACAUUAGCGAAAUGAAAGAAACAAACAGGCAUGGGAAAAAGGGUAAACCCCAUGAAAAGAAAAUAAUACAAAGUCGAGAAAAGAAGAGAAAAAAAUAGAGCACGUAACACAGGACUAGCCCCUCAAAUCUUCGAUUUCUUCGUCGAGGACGCAUCCCUCACAUUCUCUACUCCCCCCUCUGCUGCUCCCGCUUCUCCACCACCAUCCCCGUCCCCGUCCCCGUCAUCCUCAUCCUCGAACACAAUAAACUUCCUCUUCCCCCUCUCCCUCACCGGCCCACCUUCUCCACCUCCAAGGCACCCAUUUUCCCCCUCCCCCUCACGCGCCACCCGCUUCUCAAAAGCCUUAAGCAACCCAUCAUACCCCUCCUCCACAUUCCCCACCGUCUCCUCCAACUUCCCCAAGCGCUCAUCCCUGUCCAACUGAAUCAACAAAUCCCGAUGCCGCUUGUACAACCGCUGCUUAACAAGCAUGCGCCACCAGUAAUACCGCCGAUCAUGCUCGUUGGGCGCGCGCCAUUUCUGCACGAGCAGGCGUGCCGUGAGUGUGCUACCUGUCCCUGUGCCGCCAGCACCCAAGCCCAUGCCCAUGCCGCUACCGCGGUGGGAGGCGGGGAUUUGACUAAGGAGGUACAUUUCGACGAUGUGCGCAAAUUGGACGGGAGCCAGUUUAUAUUGGAUGCGAAGGUCGUGGAGGGUGGAGGUGGGGAUGAGAGAGGAGGUGGGCAUAAAGCGGGGACGGCGUGCGCGGCGGGCUUUCUUCGUCUCGGUGUCUUUACUGUUGUUGUUGCCAAUUUCGUUGUCUGGCGGAUACGGGUCGGCGUUUAUGCUUAUUUUGUGUUUGAGGAAUUCUGGGACGAGGGUUUUGUAGUCGUUUCUGUCGCGGAGAUAGUCGAAGGCUUCGUUGGGGUCUUCGACGGUGAGUUCGUGUAAGGUGGGAUCGGCGAGGCAGGCGGAGUGGAUUGUGUGGUAGAGUUGUGAGCCGUGUCCGGAUUGCUGAUGGGGGUGCAAGAUGAGAAAUUGGGCGAUGCGGAGGCGGGCAGGUAGUUGGGCGAUGGAAAUUUCUUCGGCGUAAGGGAAGGGGAUGUCGAUGACUUUAUGGCUUUUGGUGUUGCUGGGUUCAGGGAGAUAGAAGUACCAUCGAUACGUGGUUGCGAAGCCUACGAAUGAGUAUGAUGGCGCGUUAGGGGUAGGAGGAUCUAUCUUCUCGUAGCUAUUACAGAAAAGAAAUUAGAAGUUAGUACGAAGUCAAUUGAAUAGUCUACGUGGACAUCAAGGUGCUUACACAAAAUAGACCGUCCAUCUCUGUAGAGUCCAUUC